CAGAAACACUAAAAACACUCUCACCCCCACUCAUGGCGCUCUAGAUUCUCCAGAAUCUCAAAUCUUUAUUAUCGUCUCCAUCAAUGGCUCUCCCUCAGCUCAUUCCCUCUCCUUCUUCUUCUUCCUCUCUCCAUCCUAAACCCUCCUUCGCUCCCUAUCCCCUAAACCCUAACCCUAAUUUCGUCCCUUCCUCCCCCCUCCGCCGCCGCCGCCACCGCCACCGCUCAUCCUCCCUAAAAUGCUCUGAUUCUUCCUUCUCUGAGCGCCACCACACGAACUCGAAGUCCGACGACGUCGUCGAGCUCCCGCUGUUCCCGUUGCCGCUGGUUUUGUUUCCCGGCGCGAUUCUCCCGCUGCAGAUCUUCGAGUUCCGGUACCGGAUGAUGAUGCACUCGCUCCUCCAGACCGAUCUCCGGUUCGGCGUCAUCUACAGCGACGCCGUCUCCGGCACCGCCGACGUCGGCUGCGUCGGCGAGGUCGUGAAGCACGAGCGCCUCGUCGACGAUCGGUUCUUCCUGAUUUGUAAAGGCCAGGAGCGGUUUAGGGUUACGGAUUUGGUCCGGACCAAGCCGUAUCUGGUGGGGGAGGUCACGUGGCUCGAGGACCGGCCCUCCGGCGAGGAGGACCUGGACACAUUGGCGACGGAGGUGGAGUCCUACAUGAAGGACGUGAUUCGGCUCUCGAACCGGCUCGGCGGCAAGCCGGAGAAGGAGGUGCAGGACCUGCGGCGGAACCUAUUUCCGACGCCGUUUUCGUUCUUCGUCGGCAGCACUUUCGAAGGCGCGCCGAGGGAGCAGCAGGCCUUGCUGGAGCUGGAGGACACGGCGGCGAGGCUCAAGAGGGAGAAGGAGACUCUGAGGAACACGCUCAAUUACUUAACGGCGGCCUCCGCCGUUAAAGACGUGUUCCCGUCGUCGUCGUCAUCGUCUUCGUGAUCGGAUCAAGUCUCCGGUGUGAUGUUUAUUGAGGUAUCAAUGAUCAAAAGCCCAACUUAAUGAUCAAAAGCUCAACUGUUGCUCUAGGAUUUUUAGAUAUAUUAUUGAUUAGAUGUUUGGCCUAUACAAGUUGAAUUUGCACAUAUAUUUGAAACUCUAUUGGAAUGUUUGUGUUGAACAAAGUCGAAUUGAUAAGGCCCUGGUCUGGAAAGUCCUAUACCUACCAGGUUUCCUAAUAUUGCUAUGAUUCAAAUC
Argentina anserina (silverweed cinquefoil) is the source of this 1190-nucleotide messenger RNA. RefSeq lists its product as uncharacterized. Lineage: Eukaryota; Viridiplantae; Streptophyta; Magnoliopsida; Rosales; Rosaceae. The record is from RefSeq and is a predicted model, not a curated record. The transcript has a single exon. The coding region runs from base 84 to 935 and encodes 283 amino acids.